AUGGAUGACAAAUGGAAUUUGGUAAUAUCAAAUUUUCAAGAAAUUUAUAAAUGUAAUAAUAGUUUGAAAUUUGAUGAGAUUGCUGAUUUUAAUGGUGUCGAUUUCGAUUUAAUUGAUGAUAAGACCUUAAGUGAUUAUAGUGAAAAUGUAGCAAAUCACUUGGACAAUAUUACAAAAUCUAAGAACUUAUUAAAAAUUUUAAAAGAUAAUUUAGAACAAUUGAUUGAUUCUAAACAAUCUCAUCCUUCAGAUGAAAAGAUUGAAAUGCCAACACCAACGGGUAAAGGUCCAAUGCCUAUUGAAAAAAUUAACCAAGAGGUUAUUAAGAAUGAAACUGUUGAAGAUAUAGAAAAUAUAAAGGAAAAAUCAAAACAUGACCAACUACGGGAAGAAAAAGAUUUGAAACAGCCACAAAUUAUAGGAAGAUCAUAUUGGAUAAGCCAAUUUAAUUCAUGUGGUGAAAUUCGUAUUGGCUCCAAUGUAGCUUACAAACCUAAAAAAAGUAUCGAUGGAGAAUGGUUCCAUUGUGAAGUGAUCAAAAUUUCUCCAGAUGGUUUAAGAUUUGAAGUCAGAGAUCCAGAACCUGAUGAAUUUGGCAAUACUGGGAAAAUUUUCAAAUGUUCUUGGAAAGAUGUUCAAUUAAUUCCUCCAGAAAAUGCUACAAGGCAAAAUAUGAUAAACUAUCCACCCAAUACAAAAGUUCUGGCGAGAUAUCCUGAAACUACAACAUUCUAUCCUGCUGUUGUCAUAGGGAACAAAAGAGAUGGCACUUGUAGAUUGAAAUUUGAUGGUGAAGAAGAAGUAGAUAAAGAAACAGAAGUACCAAGACGAUUCGUUUUACCAUUCCCAACAGUAUCUGCAAAACCUCUUAAAUGA
Vanderwaltozyma polyspora DSM 70294 is the source of this 876-nucleotide messenger RNA. RefSeq names its product Sgf29p (gene SGF29). Gene Ontology annotation, cellular component: SAGA complex. The record is from RefSeq and is a predicted model, not a curated record. Lineage: Eukaryota; Fungi; Ascomycota; Saccharomycetes; Saccharomycetales; Saccharomycetaceae. The transcript has a single exon. The coding region runs from base 1 to 876 and encodes 291 amino acids.